This is a messenger RNA of Babesia ovata, 1311 nucleotides long. RefSeq names its product succinyl- synthetase beta chain SSC-beta. The transcript has a single exon. Bases 1 to 1311 code for a protein of 436 amino acids. Gene Ontology annotation, cellular component: mitochondrion; succinate-CoA ligase complex. Gene Ontology annotation, biological process: succinyl-CoA metabolic process; tricarboxylic acid cycle. Lineage: Eukaryota; Apicomplexa; Aconoidasida; Piroplasmida; Babesiidae. The record is from RefSeq and is a predicted model, not a curated record. Gene Ontology annotation, molecular function: ATP binding; succinate-CoA ligase (ADP-forming) activity.
AUGAGCAACCUCUCAUGUCGUGGGUUCUCUAUCACCCGUUCAGUGGCCGGGGGAAGGCUUGCCCCGAAGGGUAGCUUUGCCACGUGCUACCACUGCCGCAAUUCGAAGCGAUUCCUCAACGUUUCGGAAUACGGUGGCAUGAAAUUACUCAAGGACCGUGGGAUUCCCACGCCGAUGAACCUCCUGGCGCGGUCACCGAUUGAGGCCGAAAGCAUCACGCGUGAAAUCCUGGAUAACACAAAAUGUGGCCAUGUGGUCAUGAAAGCACAGGUACUCACGGGAGGGAGAGGAAAAGGGAAGUUCGUUGGCACUGAAUUGUCCGGCGUUGAGCUCGUGCAAUCUCCGGAUUUGGCCAAGGCCACCGCCGAAAAAAUGAUCGGCAACAUCCUUGUUACCAAACAAACAGGAAAAUCGGGGCUGAAGUGCAAGGAAGUCAUUGUUGCUGAGAAAUUGAACCUCGCCAAGGAGAGAUAUAUCUCCUUCAUGCUUGACCGCAAGUCCAGUACGAUAAUGGCCAUCGCCACAAAACAUGGUGGCGGAAAUGUGGAGGAGGUUUCAGAAAAAGAUCCCUCAGCCGUUCUUACUGUAGGUAUAAACCCAAUGAAGGGCAUCUCUGACGUCGAAGUGAGCAAAAUAGCCGAUCAUCUGGACUUUUCGGAGAGCCUCAAGGAAGAAACCAAAAAGGUUGUCAAAGGACUGUACGAUACCUUCGUCAAAAAUGACGCUCUGUUGUUGGAAAUCAACCCAAUAUCGGAAACUAGCGAUCAAAAGUUGGUUGCAUGUGACUCAAAAAUCAUCAUAGACGACAAUGCCGAUUUCAGACAGAAAGACAUAUUUGCAUCCGUGGCACCGCCGGAAAACGAACUAGAGGCACGAGCCGUGGAAGCCGGGUUAAACUACAUAUCUCUGGGGGGUAACGUAGCCUGCAUUGUUAAUGGAGCGGGGCUCGCUAUGGCCACAUUAGAUCUGCUGACGCACCAUGGAGGAACACCUGCUAAUUUCUUAGACGUCGGAGGAAGCGCCACUAGCGACAUGCUCGGACAAGCGCUGGAUAUCGUCGCGUCGGACACCAAUGCAAAAGUGCUGUUGGUAAAUAUUGUAGGUGGAAUCGUCCACUGUGACAAGUUUGCAACCUCCUUUGUCGAAGCCACAAAGAAAUCAAAAAUGCAAAUACCUGUCGUCAUGCGUCUCCAGGGCACUAGAGCCGACGCCGCAAAGAAAAUUUUGCACGAAGCCCAAAUACCACACAUUUUUUGCCCAGAUUUUGAUUCGGCUGCAAAAUCGGCCGUCGAGAUUGCAAACGCGUCUUGA